GAUCCUGUGGGGGAGAACGCAGGUGUCCAUGCCUCUGCAGAGGACAAGAAGGAGAAGGUGCCCAGCCCCCAUCUCAGCCAAAUGGUGGUCCUUACUAACAGUGGGACUCUGUAUGGACUGGCACAGAGAGUGGUGGCCACCGAGUCUCUUGUGUUUCUGGCAGAGCAGUUUGAAUCCCUGCAGUCCCACUUGGACACGAUGAUGCCCGCUGCCAAGAAACCGUUCCUGCAGCAGUUCUAUUCCCAGACGGUGUCCACAGCCAGUGAACUGAGGAAGCCCAUAUACUGGAUCGUGGCAGCAAAGGCCAUCGACUACGAGCAAAUGCUGCUCAUGAUGGCCGGGGUCAAAUGGGACAUCAGGGAGAUAAUGUCACAGCACAACAUCUAUGUGGACGUCCUGCUGAAGGAGUUUGAGCAGUUUAACAAGCGGCUGGAUGACGUUUCCAGACAUGUGCGCAUCCCCCUGCCGGUCUCCAAUGUCCUCUGGGAACACUGCAUCCGCCUGGCCAACAGGACUCUAGUGGAGGGCUACGCCAACGUGAAGAAAUGCAGCAACGAGGGCCGGGCUCUCAUGCAGCUGGAUUUUCAGCAGUUCCUGAUGAAGCUGGAGAAGCUGACGGACCUGCGGCCCAUCCCCGACAAGGAGUUUGUCGAGACCUACAUCAAGGCCUAUUACCUGACCGAGAACGAUAUGGAGCAGUUCAUCAAGAACCACCGGGAGUACUCCAUGAAGCAGCUGGCCAACCUGGUGAACGUUUGCCUGGGAUCACACAUAAACAAGAAGGCCCGCCAGAAACUCCUAGCCGCCAUCGACGACAUAGACAGACCCAAGAGAUAG
Menidia menidia (Atlantic silverside) is the source of this 837-nucleotide messenger RNA. The record is from the annotation of a GenBank genome assembly. Lineage: Eukaryota; Metazoa; Chordata; Actinopteri; Atheriniformes; Atherinopsidae.